UCGGGUCUUUCCGGCGAGCCGCCCGAGACGAGCUGCUGAACACGCGCAGCCGAGAGAGAGCGAGCCGAGCCGCCGAAGGAGGAGCCGAGCGACCCGGGAGGAUUGAGCUGCUUUUUACACCCAGUUUUCCGUCGGGGAGACCGGGGAGCUACUGGAGGGGCUCGGGUACUCGAGAAUGAGAGAACUGGAAACAUGAACGGGGCCGUGUACAUCUCGUUCUUCCAGGGCCAGCUGGAGUCCGUGCUAGAGCAGGUCGUCCAGCUCGCCGUGCAGGAAAUCAGCAAGACGGUGGGCUGCAGCCUGAACACGCUGCUGCUGGAGGCGGCCGUGAAGGAGCAGGAGAACCACCGGCUGCGGCUCCGGCUGCAGGCGUGGGAGAGCCGUGGUCGAGGAGGCGACGUCACCCCGCAGGACAAGGCGGGCGAGGGGAGGCCGGGCGGCAGCAGGACAAAGCCCGAGCAGCCGCAGCCGCUGCUUCACGCCCCCGGAGGACGAGGCAUCGAGCCCGGCGUUCUCACCGACAUACGCCGCCUGGAUCAGCGGGGCCGGGUCGUGGACCAGCUGAAGGCCGUCAUGGAGCAGGUCCUGGACUUCGCGGUCCAUGAGCUGACAAAGAUCGUGGAGGCCUCGUUUGACGACCUGCUGCUGGAGAUCACCAAGAUGGAGCGAGAACAGCAGGACCUGGGGGAGACGCUGGACCAGAGCUCCGGGGGAGGGGGAGGAGCCGGGGGAGGGAGGAGGAGGGGGUCGGAGAACGACUCGGUGUCACCCAGCGGCUCUGAAGACACCCGGGAGGAGCUCUCUGAGGUCACAGUGUCCAAAGAAACGCCGGAGACAGACGACCGGGAGCGCCCCCCCGUCCUCUCGGUGUCUCAGGACUGGGUUCCCAUCCUGGACAAGGUCUUUGGUCAGAAGUGGUGCAGUGAUGUCUGGCAGAUCAAGGAGCUGGAUGGAGGAGGAGGAGGAGGAGGAGGAGGAGGAGGAGGAGCCAGAAGAGGAGGAGGAGGAGGAGGAGGAGGAGGUGGUGGUGGGCGGUGUCUAGGUGAGGGUGGGGCAGAUCAGGUGGCGCCUCUCUCCACCCCCUCUGUGACCCUGGAGCCCUCCCCCUCCUCCCCCCAGCAGGACCCCCGCUGGACUCCUCUGGAGGACAUGGAGGUGUUUUCUCCUGAUGAAGAAGCUGCAGACGGUCAGAGGAAGACCACCGGACCCGGAACCCCCCUCAGCCCCACAGGCCACCGCUCCUCUGCAUCGAUGCUCCAUCGUCUCCUGACGCUGCCGUCUCAGCUGCUGGAAGACGAGGACAAAGAGACGAUGUCCGGACCCCCAGAGCGCCCCGGUCCAACCAGAGAGGAGGAGGAGGAGGAGGAGGAGGAGGAGGGUCAGGAAGAGGAAGAGGAAGAGGAGGAGGAGGAGGAGGAGGGGGAAGACGACAAAGGCGACAAAGGGAGGAAGAGGAAGAGGCGGCGUGUCUGGUUAGAGUGUGAGGAAUGUGGGCGUCGGUUUAGCCGCAUGUCUCUGCUGAAGGUUCACCAUCAGACUCAUGCCUCCUCCUCGUCUCUGGCUGGCUCCGCCUCCUCCUCGUCUCUGUCUGGCUCCGCCUCCUCCUCGUCUCUGGCUGGCUCCGCCUCCUCCUCGUCUCUGGCUGGCUCCGCCUCCUCCACUCUCUGCUGCUCCGCCUGCGGGAAGAGGUUCACCUCGGUGACCCGCCUCCACAGCCACAUCCGGACCCAGCACCCCGGGAACCGGUCCUGAAGCGGGAUCAACAGAGCUUCGACAGAGACCAGAUCAGAACCUCAACAGCACUUUAUUGUUAUUAGAUAACAAUGAAAAACAACGCUGAUAAGACAUGAAGUCGAGAUUGGGUCUGAAAACAUUCAGCUUUUUUCAACGUUUUUUAUUUUCGAAAGAAUUCGAACAGAAAAACAAACAACAAUAUUUUAUGAAAACUUAUUUUUCAUGAACUAAUUAAGUUUAAGACAAACAAAGCUGAAUGGAUUGAAGAGACGUUUAUCCAACAGGAAGUAGAGAAUGUUAUUGAAGAGGAGGAGACGAAGGGGAACUCCUCCUCUUCCUCCCGUAGGAGGAAACGAGCUCGUCGCCUCAGCAGCCGGACGUGUGGAGCGUUGUUUCCUGCUUCCUACUUCCUACUUCCUCUGGCAGGGGUUUGUCUUUUUUUUAAGUGCUCUUCUUUUUAUCGUUUCUCCCGACAAACGGACGUGUUACAUUCGGUGGAUUAUCAACCAAGGCAUUCAAGCCAUUCAAGCCAUUCAAGCCAUUCAAGGCAUUCAAGGCAUUCAAGGCAACCAACCAACCACCCAAAUCAGAAACAAUAUGGAGUUCACGAAGAUGCAAAACACACAAACAAUAACAUCGUUUUCUUUCUGGCUUCAGCUAAUUAUUAUUUUCUCCACCGAAAUGAAUCUGAGGGAAUAAAACCGAAGAAGACUCGUUGGAGAGGAAGAUCAGAUCUCUGUUAAACAUACCUCAUUUUAUUUGUGUUUUAUGUGUGUUCCUCUUUCAUUACCUCAGAUGUUCUGUUGUUUUUAAACACAACCUGAAGCUGUCGCGUAACAAUCAAACACAAACAUCUGAGGUCGCUCCGAGACGUGAAGAUCCUCUUCCAGAGGUGAAGGAGCCCAGCGAGGUGUUAUGGAGUACGGAAGCCCAGUGGUGUCAACACAGAUUAAAUGUGAUCUGUCUUUUGAGAACAUGGGAACAUGUUUCACAGACCUUCUGGGCUUCACGAGUGUUUGUUUCAAGUCGGGUUCGUUUCGCAGCUCAUAGGUCGCGGAGAACGUUAAAGUUGAACAACACGACCGAUGAGGAGUUUAAAUGAAACUUGAACAAAGAACCGCAAGAACAGGAAGUAAGAACACAAAUAGUGAACACUUCCAGAUGUUUGUUCUGAACCAGAAACGCACAAAGAACGAGUGGUUCUGUGGUUCUUACGCGACAGCAGCUGCUUCACUGCACUGAACCCGCUGGAACCGGUUGGGGGUUCUCGGCAUCAUGUGACCUGUUCCCCAGGUUUUUGUUUACAAACCCGAGCGGGCGGCGGCUGGAAUUCAGUCGAGGCCACAAGUUCCAUCUUUUAGUAAGUUUUUAUUAACAAAAUGCUAGUCUGUAGACGUAGAGUUAGGGUUCCCCACAGAACCCCCCUCCUGCUAGUCUGUAGACACAGAGCUGGGGUUCCCCACAGAACCCCCCUCCUGCUCGUCUAUAGACGUAGAGUUAGGGUUCCCCACAGAACCCCCCUCCUGCUAGUCUGUAGACGCAGAGCUGGGGUUCCCCACAGAACCCCCCUCCUGCUCGUCUAUAGACGUAGAGUUAGGGUUCCCCACAGAACCCCCCUCCUGCUAGUCUGUAGACGCAGAGCUGGGGUUCCCCACAGAACCCCCCUCCUGCUAGUCUAUAGACGUAGAGUUAGGGUUCCCCACAGAACCCCCCUCCUGCUAGUCUGUAGAUGUAGAGCUAGGGUUCCACACAGAACCCCCCUCCUGCUAGUCUGUAGACGCAGAGCUGGGGUUCCCCACAGAACCCCCCUCCUGCUUGUCUGUAGACGCAGAGCUGGGGUUCCACACAGAACCCCCCUCCUGCUAGUCUGUAGACGCAGAGCUGGGGUUCCACACAGAACCCCCCUCCUGCUAGUCUGUAGACGCAGAGCUGGGGUUCCCCACAGAACCCCCCUCCUGCUUGUCUGUAGACGCAGAGCUGGGGUUCCACACAGAACCCCCCUCCUGCUAGUCUGUAGACGCAGAGCUGGGGUUCCACACAGAACCCCCCUCCUGCUAGUCUGUAGACGCAGAGCUGGGGUUCCACACAGAACCCCCCUCCUGCUAGUCUGUAGACGCAGCGCUGGGGUUCCCCACAGAACCCCCCUCCUGCUAGUCUGUAGACGCAGAGCUGGGGUUCCACACAGAACCCCCCUCCUGCUAGUCUGUAGACGCAGAGCUGGGGUUCCCCACAGAACCCCCCUUCUGCUAGUCUGUAGACGCAGAGCUGGGGUUCCCCACAGAACCCCCCUCCUGCUAGUCUGUAGACGCAGAGCUGGGGUUCCCCACAGAACCCCCCUCCUGCUAGUCUGUAGACGCAGAGCUGGGGUUCCCCACAGAACCCCCCUCCUGCUAGUCUGUAGACGCAGAGCUGGGGUUCCCCACAGAACCCCCCUUCUGCUAGUCUGUAGACGCAGAGCUGGGGUUCCCCACAGAACCCCCCUCCUGCUAGUCUGUAGACGCAGAGCUGGGGUUCCCCACAGAACCCCCUCCUGCUAGUCUGUAGACGCAGAGCUGGGGUUCCCCACAGAACCCCCUCCUGCUAGUCUGUAGACGCAGAGCUGGGGUUCCCCACAGAACCCCCCUCCUGCUAGUCUGUAGACGUAGAGCUGGGGUUCCUCAGGGUGUUCAGAGGUUCUUUAUUACUUUAAUAUCCAUUGUUCCGCCUGUGUGAAGGAAAGUUCAUCUCAGUGUUUUUAGAUUUGAUGCAAUACUUUUGAUACAAAUGUGCCCUUUUUUCUAAUUCAGCAGUCUAAUAAAACCAAAUCUAAAAGCGUUUCAUAUUUCAUAAAGACAUUUUAAAAGCUGGGCCACCGUCCCUUAAUGUGAACUGAUUUGACCUGAGGAGGGUGGUUGUUGUUGUGGUUGUUGUUGUGGUGGUGGUGGUGUCCUUCUUUUGUUAUUAUUUACCUGUUUUAGGUACUUUUUAGUGUUACGAUUCAAAGAAAACCAAUAAAUGUUCACAACGAUCA
Molecule: messenger RNA, 4744 nt
Organism: Cyclopterus lumpus (lumpfish)
Lineage: Eukaryota; Metazoa; Chordata; Actinopteri; Perciformes; Cyclopteridae
Product: AF4/FMR2 family member lilli
Exons: 5
Coding region: 193-1752 (519 amino acids)
Source: RefSeq, a predicted model, not a curated record